AGUUUAUUUAUGUUUAAAUCAAAGUCAUUUGACCUGAAUAAUGAGGAAAAUUCGAAGCUGCCGGAACAUCUAUAUCAACCACGCAGAAUACGAUGGAUGAAGUACAUUAUAAUUCCAGUGGGAGUCUGUUUUGUUCUUCUUUUAAUUAUAUGCAAUAUAGACUUCUCGACUGAGCAAUCACAUACGAAUCGGAGCAAAUACUUACAAUCCGCCAAAUGGUGCACAACCAAUUGCAAGACAUUUCAAACAGGUCUAUAUUGCGUUAAAAAUGUGAACAAUUUAAAGAAUUGCAUUGAUAAUCUUCUCCUUCACAUUGAAAACUACAACUUUCCGGAGGGGAUUAUUACUAGUGACGUUUUUGCAGACGAAUACAGAUUGCAAAGUUUGGUUUUAAGCAAUUGUUCCUUGAUCUAUAUAGAAGAUGGUGCCUUUGAUCGAACCAACCUACGCAAUCUACAGGAUUUGGAACUUCUUAAUACCCAACUCAAAUAUAUAACUCGGAAAACAUUUCAAGGCCUGCAUAAACUCCGCAAUUUCUCCCUAUUUAACAACCGCAAAAUGAUCACAUUUGAAAGCUUUAUGACACCCAUCGCAAGCACAGUGCGUUCGGCAUCUAUUCAUCAGCAGUACAGUGGACAUUCAAUUUAUACACCGCUUGAUUUUUUUGGCACUGUAGUCUAUAAAAAUCUUAAGAGCUUGGAUCUUAGGGGAAAUAACUUUGGAAGUAUACUGGAAAUGAAUUGGUUUAAUAAUAUGCCUGUCCUGGAAUCAUUAAUCUUAGCAGAUUGCCGAUUUAACAGUAUCAAUUUGGAUAUAAAAGAUGAAACUGUUGGCAAGUUACGAUUUUUAGAUUUAAGCGGAAAUCGAUUACUAAAGAUUAGUUCAGAGUUUAUAGCGCAUUCAAUAGAAAAAGGCAUUCGAUUAAAUCUUUUAAAUCGCAAUACUAAGAUCAAAGAGUUUACUGUAAUGCCAUCGACAAUUUUAUCGAAGGAAAUUCGCGCUAUUGACUUUGAUAUUUCAGGUGAUACUGAUGCAACCGAUUCUAUUGAAUCGACAGUUACCACCACAACAACAAAAACAACAACAAGAAAGCCACCAAGACCUGGACCUACUCCGCCAAAGACUACACCCAAAACAACAGAGCCCACAACUUUGAAUACAACUGUCCCAUUAAAUAAUACAGAUAUUACCACUCCUUUAGAUGAGGAUUUCACAACUCAAUCCACAUUGAAUAAUACGGAAAUUACCACUCCUAUAAGUGAGAAUGUCACAAUUCCUUCCGAUCAAUCAGAUAUCAUCUGUCUCAAUGCUGCUAAAGACACAAUCUAUAACCUAUCGAUGGUCUGCAAUGCACGGUUUAGAAUUGUGCAACAAGUUGAGAGCGUACUGUACAUUACUGUAUCCCAAGUAACCUAUGACUAUUGGAAUAUGGUUUACUUCUCACAUAAUUCUUCAGUAAGUUACGUUCAUGCGGAAGACAUAGAUGUUGGAUUAAUGGGUAAUAUGACAGUGACAGUAAGGGACUUGAACUGUACCACAUCCUACGUAUUUUGCCUGAUGCAAGGGACUGAGAUCUCGCCAUUUAAUUGCCAAUCUUAUCACACAAUGAUGUGUGAUAAAACGAAAUCAUCCUGGUUCGAGGAUCACAGUGUAAUGAUCAUAAGCCUGGCAAUUGUCGGUAUUUUGUUGUUUGUAGUUAUAGGGGGACUCGCCAUGUAUGCCACCUUGUGGCAUCGUCCGACUUGGCUGUGUGGCAGCAAGCGAUUGCAACGCACGACACGUGACUCACUCACCAUGCUUCUCCUGCCGCCAAGCUAUCAGAAGGAAGCGUAUGCUGCAAUUAGAAGCAAAAAUGGCGAUGAUGCGAUUGGUGAUUAUGUGGCAUACUAUCGACAUUUGGAGCAGGCGAAACUUUAUGAAACAGAGUCCAAUAAAUACAAUAUUCCCCCUCAAGAAAGCGCUCCCCCCGUACCGAAUACCAACAGUCAUACAUAUGAAUGUUUUGAUUUAUACGAGGAACUUUCGUGAUCGUAAAUAAAUGAAAUUAC
Messenger RNA from Drosophila innubila, 2048 nucleotides. RefSeq lists its product as uncharacterized. The transcript is spliced from 2 exons. Bases 10 to 2028 code for a protein of 672 amino acids. Lineage: Eukaryota; Metazoa; Arthropoda; Insecta; Diptera; Drosophilidae. The record is from RefSeq and is a predicted model, not a curated record. Gene Ontology annotation, molecular function: protein binding.